Messenger RNA from Trichomycterus rosablanca, 9564 nucleotides. It is a transcript of the gene sbno2a, whose product is annotated as strawberry notch homolog 2a. Gene Ontology annotation, cellular component: nucleus. The record is from RefSeq and is a predicted model, not a curated record. Bases 221 to 5095 code for a protein of 1624 amino acids. The transcript has 32 exons. NCBI's taxonomy places the organism in Eukaryota, Metazoa, Chordata, Actinopteri, Siluriformes, Trichomycteridae. Gene Ontology annotation, biological process: regulation of DNA-templated transcription. Gene Ontology annotation, molecular function: chromatin DNA binding; histone binding.
UGAGACGGAAGUGAGACGAACAACUGUACUGAGGAGAAUAUGGAUUAAAACGUACAGAAUCACCGGAUUUCAAGUAUUUUUCGGUGGACCGUCGGCGGCGGAGGCCUGUGGAACCGUGUGGAGAGGACACCGUGUCCAAGAUGGCUGGAAAAUGACAAAACUCGUUGCCCUAUUGGAAACGCUCUGCUGGCUUAGUUCCUGCGGUGCUUUAUAGAGCCUAAUGCUCGUUCUGGCUACUUCUGUCAUCAUGGACACGGAGGACUUCCUGCACCCAGAGGGCCCUCAGUUGGGGAGCCCAAAGUACAAUGUGCCCAGUCCUCCACUCCCCAACGCCAUAGAGGGUCAGCUGUAUUCUUCUAACUCAUGGCAGUUCUCUCAGCAAAACCAGUACAACCAAAACAGCUAUCCUAUGCAACAAUCUGGGAGCAUGUUUAGGCAGUUCCAGCACAAUUCCUCAUCUGUGGAUGAGUUCAGCCUUCUGGACUUCUCUGAUGCCACAUCUGGCAGAAAUGGAGACUUGACACGGGAUCUGUCGUACAUAGAAAAUGCAUCUCUGUUUUCCUCUGCGUCUGACUCUUUUUCUGAGUAUGCUGACCCUGCUGGCUUUGGCAGUGACAGCGUGUCUCACAUACCACCUGAGGUCUCCACCUCAACACCAGCAUUCUGGGACACACCCGGGCACAGCCAGAGAGAGUUGAACUUGUCGAAGCUUUCUGUUUUUAGCAAUCUGGAUGAACUCGAUGCCAUUUUGAACAACCAGCCAUUAGCAGGAUAUAAGCCACCUGAAAUUGUUCAAACUCAACCGGAGGAUGAAGAAGAGGCGGAUGAGGAGGAGACAGAGGAACUUGGACACAUGGACACAUAUGCUGAAUACAAACCAUCUAAAUCUACCAUAGGAAUCUCUCACCCGGAUAUAGUGGUAGAGACCAGUACUCUAUCCAGCGUCCCUCCCCCAGACAUUACCUACACCCUCUCUAUCCCAGACAACACUAUAUGCACUGGUCUGCUCUCUGCCCUGCAGCUUGAAGCCAUCAUCUAUGCCUGCCAGCAACAUGAGGUAAUCCUGCAGAAUAACCAAAGAGCAGGCUUUCUGAUCGGGGAUGGAGCUGGUGUAGGAAAGGGUCGCACUGUGGCCGGUAUCAUACUGGAGAAUCACUUAAAAGGAAGGAAAAAAGCUCUGUGGUUCAGUGUAUCUAAUGAUCUGAAGUAUGAUGCAGAAAGAGACCUCAAGGACAUUAAUGCCCCAAAUAUUCCUGUGUUUGCUUUAAACAAGAUUAAAUAUGGAGACACAGCUACCUCAGAGGGGGUCCUGUUUGCAACAUACUCAGCACUAAUCGGUGAGAGUCAAGCAGGGGGACAACACCGCACAAGACUUAAACAGAUAUUGGACUGGUGCAAACCGGGCUUUGACGGAGUUAUUGUGUUUGAUGAAUGCCAUAAAGCCAAAAAUGCGACAUCCACUAAGAUGGGCAAAGCUGUAUUGGACCUGCAGAGCAAGCUGCCACAGGCCAGAGUGGUGUAUGCUAGUGCCACAGGUGCCUCGGAGCCAAAGAACAUGAUCUACAUGAGCAGGUUGGGCAUCUGGGGGGAGGGAACACCCUUCAGGACAUUUGAGGACUUCCUUCACGCUAUUGAAAAGAGAGGUGUCGGUGCCAUGGAGAUAGUUGCCAUGGAUAUGAAAGUCAGUGGCAUGUACAUAGCAAGACAGCUCAGCUUUUCUGGCGUAUCUUUCCGGAUUGAGGAGAUUGCACUGGAUGAAGAGUUGAAACUGGUCUACAACAAGGCUGCCCGACUGUGGGCUGAGGCUCUGGAGGUGUUUACCAGAGCAGCAGAUUUGCUAGUACUAGUCUCUCGUAAGUCCUUGUGGGGCCAGUUCUGGUCCUCUCACCAGCGUUUUUUUAAAUACCUCUGCAUUGCCGCAAAAGUGCGCCGCCUGGUGGAGCUUGCUAAGGCAGAGAUGGAGCAGGGCAAGUGCAUUGUGAUUGGACUGCAGUCGACUGGAGAGGCCCGUACUCGUGAGGUUCUAGAUGAGAAUGAUGGACAUCUUGACCGAUUUGUCUCCGCAGCCGAGGGUGUGUUCCAGUCUCUGGUUCAGAAGCACUUUCCAUUAGAGAAACCGAAGAGAGAAAAAACUGCUGGUAAUAAAAGAAAACGAAAGACAAGAGGUCGACCACUCAAAUUUCCAAAGCACUGUGUGGAUGUAAACGAAAUCAUUAAAAUCAGUGAUGACUCGGCUUCGGACUCGGAGGACAUAGACAGUGACUCGAACUCCUCUCCAGAGUCGCUGCAGGACAACGAUGAUGUCAUUUUUGUAAACCACAUUAAUGGGUAUACUGCAAAACUGGAGGAGCUGAAACAAAGGCUGCUGGCUAAAAUAGCAGAGCUGGGAAAGGAGCUUCCACUCAACACACUGGAUGAGCUGAUUGAUAAAUUUGGAGGACCAGAGAAAGUGUCUGAGAUGACUGGGCGAAAGGGUCGUGUGGUGCGGAGGCCAGAUGGCAGAGUUCAGUAUGAAUCGCGGGCAGAACAGGGCCUCACCAUAGACCAUGUUAACAUCAAGGAGAAAGAACGCUUCAUGGAGGGGGAGAAGCUGGUGGCCAUCAUUUCAGAGGCUGCAAGUUCAGGGAUCUCAUUGCAGGCGGAUAAGCGGGUGCAGAAUCAGAGGAGGAGGGUGCACAUGACGCUAGAGCUACCUUGGAGUGCUGACCGUGCCAUCCAGCAAUUUGGUCGCACACAUCGCUCCAACCAGGUAACUGCUCCAGAGUACAUCUUCCUCAUCUCUGAGCUGGCAGGAGAAAGACGUUUCGCCUCCAUCGUGGCCAAGCGACUGGAGAGCCUGGGAGCCCUGACCCACGGGGAUAGACGAGCCACAGAGUCCAGAGACCUAAGCAAAUACAACUUCGAAAACAAGUACGGCACCAAAGCUCUGGAUAAGAUCACCAAAGCUAUACUGGGGCGCAUUGAAAACAAAGUCCUACCACCAAAGGGCUACCCAGGAAGUGAAGCAAGGUUCUUUGCAGAUAUGAAGAAAGGAAUGAUUGAUGUGGGCAUUUUCUGCAAGGAACCACGCUUUGGUUUAAACACAGAGAAAGACUGCACCAUUACCAAGUUCCUGAACCGGAUUUUGGGCCUUGAGGUACACCAGCAGAACUUCUUGUUCCAGUACUUUACUGACAACUUUGACUACCUGAUUGAAAAGGACAAGAAGGAAGGAAAAUAUGACAUGGGCAUUCUCGAUCUGGCUCCAGGUAAUGAUGAGAUCCACGAGGAGAAGCAGGAAGUGUUCCUAACUCCUGGAAACCCCCAGGAAGGCCAGGUCAUCCUCUAUAAGAUCAGUGUGGAUCGAGGGAUGACAUGGAAAGAAGCUUGCAUCAAAGCAGAAAAACUGACUGGUGAACAUGAGGGCUUUUACCUCUCCCACAAGUUGCGAGGCAGUCAGCCAUGUGUGUUGCUGGCAGAACAAGGCCGAGGUCGUAAUCUUGUCGUGUACAAGCCCAACAUCGGCAGACAGGCACACUUUGAGAACCUGGACAACUUGCUGCUACGCUACCGCAAGGUGACACCAGAUGAAGCAAAAGACACCUGGGAAAAUCAGUUUGUCUUCUCAUUCAAGAAGUGCAGCCAUGCCAACUGGAAAGGUAAGUGUAAGCAGAUAGAACAAGGCCACGAGUGCUGGCUGGGUAUGCGUCUGCGGCAGUAUCACAUGCUCUGUGGCGCUUUGCUGAGAGUGUGGAAGAAAGUCGCUGAUAUUGUCUCCGAUAUCACCAACUCCAGCAUCCUGCAGAUCGUGCGCCUGAAAACGAAACAGAACAGCAAGCAAGUGGGUAUUAAGAUCCCAGAGAACUGCGUGGAGCGCGUGCGUAGCGAGCUCACUCAAAUGAACGCAGAUGUAAAGCGAGUUCGUCAGGAGAGAGAGAAGCUGGCACAAGAACAGCGCGUCCGCAUGCUGUUGAGGCUGGAGCAAGAGAGAUCCCAUCAUAGCCGCAAAGUCUUCAAUCACGCAGCCCUGCAACUAACCAGUCCCCCACCGUACCCAGGUCCCCGCCCACAUCAGACAACACUGCCCAAGGGACAGGCUGUGGAUGAAGUUCUUGACCUCACGCGCAGCCCCUGUCCCUCACCUGAGCCUCAAACCAACCACACGAAUGGUGCGCUGAGCCUGAACAGAGUGACCGAGAUGAAUGGCAGCUUCGGGAUGUGCAAGGCGGAACUUAAGAUCCCUGAGACGUUCUACCUAGAAGAUCUGAUCUCACAAGAGCAGCAGAGGGACAGGCGAGCACCGUUACAGCACAACGCGGCACACAACAGCUUACACACACAGCAGACCAUCCACACAUUAAAGCAGCAGCACACAGCACUAAGCGUGCUUCAGCAAAAUGUGGCUAAUGUGGCUAAUGUGGCACAUGUGCUUAUGCCGCAGAAGUCCAGUCAGCCAGCUGCUCAGUAUGGUUCACAGCUGAGACUGCAAAGCAAUGACAGAAAGACGGAUAUUAACACGCUCACCAGUCAUUCAAUGCUUGUACACCAGCUUCACCAACACAUUAAUUCAUUAUCACGUUCAUCUCACACCAUGCAGUCUCCUCCCGUACAAAAGGACGGUUCUCAAAAUUCACUCAUACACAACCCCACCAUCGUCCCUCAAUCAAAUCAGGUUCCAGUCAGCAAUCGUGGCCUGCUCUCGUCUCAUCAGGACUCACUUAGCAGUCAGUCAGCGCUCAACUGUCAGUCUGUUGCGAAAAACUCUGCCGACCUCCAGGACAACAUUCAUUUCGACCUUGAUUCCAUCGAACUUCCACCUGCUUCGUACCAUUUCUCUCCUCAAGCGCCAUCUUCAUCGCAAUCGUUUUCCAUCUCCUCCUCCAGCUCGUCUUCUCUUUUCUCCUCCGCUCUCCCGUCGUCUUCGCUGCCGGACUCUGUCUCCACCUCCGCCUUUCCAGCCUCAUCCGAGCGAUCACCUCUUCCAUUGGCCAAUGGUCACUGCAGCAUGGACGCCCUGGACGCCUACAAGGCUCACAACGGUAUGACUCGUGGAGCUUCCACUGACCGCAGCCACUCGGUCAUUCAGUACAAACCCCUAGACUGGGACAACACCUAGUAAUCACUGUGUCUGUAAGCUUCUGUAAAGGAGGAGUUAUACUUGCUCUGUGAGUACGCAUCUGUCUGUGCAUGCAGCUGCUACUUGUGCAGUAUCGCUCACAUGCAUCGCGUUGGUGCGAUGGAAUGAUUUAAAGCAGAAGGAGGGAAGGCUCCAAACUGUCAAAUUAGGAUGAUGUUCCAAACUGCAUGCUACCUAACUAAAUAGUAUAUACAAUUAGUUUGCAACUAAGGGUGAAGUCCUAUGUAGUGUGUAGCAUGCAGUUAGGUACAUAACAUUUCUAUCACCCUGUUCUAAGUUUUAUACUAAAGAGUACAUACAGAUGCACCAAAACUGUUAGUUUAUCUUUAAAACAUUCCUCUGUCGUCAUUAUUGUUCUCAUAAACUUCAUCUAAAAUCACAUACUAUGACUUAUCAUUAAAACUAUAUGCAGUGUUUAAUGGAUGGGCUUUUUGGGUAUCUACCACAAUCCUUAUACUACAAAUAAAAGCAGAUGUAAAGUCAUCUUUCCAAAUUAUUAUUUUUCCUCAAUCUUUGACUUUUGGGCUACUUGGUGCCUGUGCGACGCAUAGAGGGACAUUCCCUAGAGUAGAAUGCGUUUAUUUGUACAGUACAACAAAAUGUAUUUGGAAGAUGGGGUCAGAGCGCAGGGUCAGCCAUUGUAUGGCACCCCUGGAGCCGAGAGGGUUAAGGACCUUACUCGUGACAGAGUUGGGAUUGGAACCACUGUCCCAUCAUCUACAUCAGUGCCUGUGUGCAGUCCAGCAGACAGAAUGCUUGAGAGCCACUGUUUCAAAGCAACCUCUGUAUAGAUGGGACUAUAGAUGCCCCAAGAUUUUUUUCCAUUUCUAAUCCUUUUCCGAUACACUACAAAUCUGAUACUGAUACUCUUAACAGUAACCAUCCUGCUUAGGGAUGAAAAUUUCGCCAUUUUGUUUACUAUUAAUCAGCCAUUGUUAGUCAACAGUUAUUGAUAAUUGACAAGCUUAUAGCGUCCCAUAAAAACAAGUUUCAUACCAGCAAAUCGUCAUGCUGUAUUUUAUAGAUAAGUGUAAUAUAGUGAAUGGGGCAGUGAUGUAGGACAGUAAAGUGAACAUAAACACUGUGAACAAAACAAGUUCAGCAAUCAGAAUGUAGAUGUUAAAGGGUAGCUGGUAGCAAACAGUUUAUAACAAGCUCUAACUGAACAUGCUAACGUACACUAAUACAAAUGGCCUCGACAAAGCGUACCGAAUUACACUUUUCAAAUCAGACACGUGCAAAAGAUUUGUAUAGAACCUCUAAUAUAAACCCACCUAAGAGUAUAAUUUGCAUACUUAUCUCUUACAAGUGGAAACGGUAAACUUAAAAACUUCUAGAACAAAUCACAAGUAUGUUAUUUGAGACCGAGCAAUAGUUUAAAGACCUCACCCUCAUUGAGUUUCACAGUCCGCAUUAUUCAGGUUUUGCAAGUACCCACACAAGCAAAUGCACUGAACGAACACUGGAUGCAUGCGGCAGCCAUGCAUGUUUACUUAGAAGCAAGUAUAACUCUGGUGUGAACUCACUGUUCAUACUGUGGCAGUACUGUCAAAUUUCCUUAUGACAUCAGCCUGUGUAGCUGUGGUGUUGCAUUGCAAAUAGUUUUUUUGGUCCAUUAGUUGGUCCUGUCACACAAAAUCAUUCGUUGGUUCUUAAAAAGUGUUUGUGUGUGUGUUUAUUCAGUAAAGACCUGGUCCAUACGCUUGGGAUGCUUUGAUUCUGAUAAAGCUGUCGUUCUCAACAUGACCUCACUACUUUGGGGUGGUUUUACUUGGCAUCCCUUACAGUCUGUCUUUUAGUUUAUACUGAAAACACAUUGUUCCCAUUAACGGUACACUAGUUAACAUAUGCCUAAAAGAUGUUUUACAAGUUUGAACAUCUACGUCUACUAAUUCUCAGAGCUAUCGUAAGCAUUAAGGGAAGAAUUUGUACCGUCGUUUAUCUCUAGUUUUCUUGUUGCUGUUUCAGAAUGAUUUGGCUUCUUUAAUUUUGUCCAUGUGUUUUUUUUUUUUAACAAAUUAUUAUUUUUUUUUUUCUGAUACCGACCAAUUACAAAAGGGUGGUUUAAACAUCAAUUUGCAGAUUCAGAACAAAUUCUGAAGCAACCCGAGUGCACCUUUAUUAGUUUUUAAACAGAUUUAGAUCUCUUUAUGGCCUCACCUACUCUUACUUGUUGCUCCUGUUAAGGAAUCAAGUCAGACCUGGAAAAAUGCCUUUAGUUCAGUCAGUGCCUUUGUAAUAUUAAAAUGCUGUCAAUGUGUGUGUGUAUGUGUAUACGUAGGUGUGUGUGUAUGAGAGAGAGAGGACGUUUGUGCAUAUAUACAUAUUCUCUUUAUAUAAAUAUAUUCUAUUGUUAGAAAUAGUAUGAAUUUUAUUUAUUUUCUGCAUACUGCGCUCUUUACAGUUGUUCCACUCAGAUGUCUAACUAACCUGAAUUUUAGAACUGCUGUUUUACAUACAAACCCCGUGACUUUGUAUCCCAUGGGCCUGGGUUUUUGGCCUGGGUUUGGGCCUAAGCGUGAGUAGAGGGAGUUUAAAAAUAUCUAUAAAAAACUAAAAACCACAGCCAUAGGCAAAUGAAGUACUCUAUUUGCUUUACUGCAUGUUUUAAUACUUUCUCAGGUAUCUUGUGAACGUAUCACUGUCCAAACCAAUUACUUUAUAACGAAAAUAACUAAAGCUGGACCUUUUAAAACUGUGGAGGUUGGACGCACGUUAGGCUACAUUCACAAAGACAUUUAUGGCGUCUGUCAGAAUUUGAUGCCAGCAAUUGAACCAGUUACAUUUUUAAAGACUUGUGAUAGCUGAACUACUGGACCUCAUGCUAACCUCUGUCACCCUUCAGAGGGAGAGCAACCCUUAGCAAUAAAAGCAAAACUGCCCGUUGAACAAGUUAUGAGCCUGCAGAUUGGUUAGAGUACCUGUUAAACUCUAAUUAAAUUAAUUUCCUCAAAAUCAGAUGCAAAAUAUUAUAUUUUAGGAAAGAGGUUCUUAAAAGGUCAACAUGUUCUUGUACAGGUGGAAUGAAAGCAAUGUAUUGUCUUUGAUGUUGCUGUUAUUGAUGUUUAUAAUAUUGUUAUUAUAACUAUAAUUAUUGUUAUUUAUAUUCAUGGGAUAUUUUAGUAGUGGAUAGACAUUGUUAUAAUCCUGUUUGAUAGUUUAUACUUUUCAGUGUCUUGUCUGGAUUGUUUUUCUCUCUCUUUAUUUUUUCCUGAUUCAUAUCAACACCGAUGUAGCCGAAGCUAAUUUUACCCUGGCACCAAAUCUGUUGCACCAUCUUGCACUGCUCUUCAGCAUUCAUGUCUUAUUUAUGUCACAAAUUACACAAUUCAUCUUUUACAGUCUGAGUGCGUUCACAUGCACACACAGUGCAGUGAAGUAGGCCAGGUACAGUCUCAUGCAGAAAUUAUAUUAUACAGUUAUAAAGAGCUUAUUUAAAGGGUUACAUAUAACUUCUGGCUUCGCCUAAACAGUUCGAUUCAUUUUAAGAAUACUAGGGUUUUACUUUUCAUCUCCCUGCUUGUUUGCUAAGACACAUUAGACAUGACAUUUGGCAUGGAAUACAUGGUGUUUGUGUAAAAUUUGGACCAAGACUGUAUAAUGUAAAUAUCAUUUUAUUUGCAAACAGCUGUAGAAGUAAAAAGAACAAAGUGGUGAAAGCCUGCGUAAUCCACGUAUCUCAGAUUUACUAUCAGCAGUGUUGUCAUUAGUGUGUGUGGUUUGGUAUGCAGUCCUAGGGGGUUUCUUUGGACCCAUUAGCUUUAUCAACAGCCUAGUUAGUUUAAAUCUAAAGCUGCCAUCUUACUGUGUAAUUUGUUUAAUUACUGACUGGUGAAGGUACAGCUAAAGUUUUGCUGUUGUCGUAUUGAACAGCCCCAGUCGGACUUCAUCUUGUAGUAAAUUUUUCUGUACAUGUAAACGCACUCUUAACUCAUUACAUGUUUUAACUUUGUUGGGCUUUCACUCUUAAUUCCAGUCACACCAAAGUCUUUUUCACCCAACAUUGCAUUAUCUUGUGUAAUCUCAGGAAAAGUUAGUGUAAUGUUAUAGCGAUGCACGCUGGUUUAAGACUGUGUUGCAUUUCUGACUACUGUAUUUCUAAACUUGAGCUUUCUAAAAACAGAUAGAAAAACAAUUGGACUAAAGUUGUAUUAGGACAAUAUUGUAUUGUAAUAUUUCCUUAUUUAUAACCCAAAAAUGGUCAUUUAUUAAUCAGGCAGUUUUUUUUUUUUCCCUGCUUUAUUAUAUUACUGUUUUGUGUGUUAUGUUAUUGUAAUUGACAUUUUCUAAAGAAAUGUUUUUAAAUAAAAAGGUAAAUGUCUCUGGUCAAGAUGUUCACCACUGUGUAAGAGACACAACUUCUCUAUUGUUGCUCAGAAAUUUCUAUACUCUUUCUUUACCCAAACUUUUAUACCUAGCAAAAUACAAAGAAAAUCACAAUAUGGUAU